UUCUCCCGCUGCCAACAGUCUGUGAACGCCUCACGGUACCCUACGCUGACACUUGAAGCCUGACCUAAGCUAAAGCUUAGCAUGUCUGAGAAGGAGCUGGGGAAGAAAUGGGACCGCUGCCUGGCCGAUGCGGCUGUCAAGCUCGGCACCGGUCUGGGAUUGGGAAUAGUCUUUUCUGUCAUCUUCUUUAAACGACAUACAUGGCCAAUCUCUCUGGGCUCCGGUGCUGGGCUGGGGAUGGCCUACGCAAACUGUCAGAAUGAUUUAAGAUCACAUUACAUGUUACGGAAAAAUGAAAAGGAGGCGUAGCUGCAUGUGGUCGUGGGCCUUUUUUCUUCCAUGUAUGUUUUGUUUCAUUUCACUGGGAGUCAUCAUUAAUAUUGCACUGUUGUCGGACAAGUCCUUCAUGUCUGUAUCAUUUAUGUGCGUCUAAUCACGUUAAUUUAAUACAAUGGGAGUGUUUUUAAAAAAAAUGUCAUGAAUGAAACCUGAUACUAACAAUGUAUGGCAAUAAAUGAAUCCAAAAAUAUAA
Molecule: messenger RNA, 532 nt
Organism: Periophthalmus magnuspinnatus
Lineage: Eukaryota; Metazoa; Chordata; Actinopteri; Gobiiformes; Gobiidae
Gene: micos10
Product: mitochondrial contact site and cristae organizing system subunit 10
Exons: 4
Coding region: 82-309 (75 amino acids)
Cellular component (GO): mitochondrial inner membrane; MICOS complex; mitochondrion
Source: RefSeq, a predicted model, not a curated record